This is a messenger RNA of Cydia amplana, 461 nucleotides long. RefSeq lists its product as uncharacterized. The transcript is spliced from 2 exons. NCBI's taxonomy places the organism in Eukaryota, Metazoa, Arthropoda, Insecta, Lepidoptera, Tortricidae. Bases 102 to 446 code for a protein of 114 amino acids. The record is from RefSeq and is a predicted model, not a curated record.
UGGGCAGAAGGUUAACGCAGGCUAUAUAAUAGUAGCGAUGCAGGCGCGGGCGCACUCAGUACGACGCGCGUUGUGACCGUGACUUUUGUUUUCAAAACACAAUGCGCUUCUUAAUUCUCCUCGCCAUCGUGGCCGCAGCGCACGCGCACCCUGCGCUGAUCUUCACCCAGGCGCUUCAGCCAAUCGGAGUCGAGUACGCCGAGAACGCUGGUCCACUUGUUCGGCCGCAUCCCGCCGUCGAACAAAACGCCGCCCGGGACGCUCAGCUGCCGCGUGAACUUCUCAAGUCUCGAGACUUCUAUGACAAUCCAGCGAUUGCUGAAGCUCUGGCGAGAGAGUCGUGGUUCACCAACAAGGAGAUGCAGGUCGUUGAGAGGGAGGCCGAAAAGAUCCCCAGGGAGAGGAUCUAUAAAAUUGUGAAGAGCGCUGGCUUCUUAGAUCAGUAAAAGUUAUUAUAAUGU